Psilocybe cubensis is the source of this 6102-nucleotide messenger RNA. RefSeq lists its product as uncharacterized. Gene Ontology annotation, cellular component: Scc2-Scc4 cohesin loading complex. The record is from RefSeq and is a predicted model, not a curated record. Gene Ontology annotation, biological process: establishment of protein localization to chromatin; replication-born double-strand break repair via sister chromatid exchange; establishment of mitotic sister chromatid cohesion. The transcript is spliced from 28 exons. Lineage: Eukaryota; Fungi; Basidiomycota; Agaricomycetes; Agaricales; Agrocybaceae. Gene Ontology annotation, molecular function: chromatin binding. The coding region runs from base 1 to 6102 and encodes 2033 amino acids.
AUGAGCAACAACCAACCCUGGUAUCCCCAGGAUGACUACCAAUAUACGCAACCAAAUGGCCGCCAGCGUCUGCCAGAUCAGCGCUCUUCCAGUUUCCAAAACGCGGCCCCGGAUGCAGUUCACACUGGUCAGAGACUUUUGGCCGUAUAUCCACCGGCGUCCGCAACGCCUACACAUCACGUGUCAAGACAUAUCAGCAACAUGACAUUGACGAAUGCCCCUACAUUUCCCCAGCCCAACCUCUAUAACAAUUACAACACAAACUAUCCGCCAUCGAACCCGGCUCCAUAUUCAGACUAUGACCAGCAGUUACGGUAUCUGUCGUCUUCGCAGAUGAUGGUCGAUGAUUCUGGUUAUUGGGAUCACAAUCGAAAUGAGGCUGUUCGCAUGUUGAAUGGACAAACUGCUUCCUCGUAUAAUGCUCACUACACGGAUAAUACGCAAUGGACUACACAGAAUCCUCCCUCCUCAUUUCAGACCACGCCUUUCGCACAAUCUGUCUUCCAACGUACUACUCCCAGCACCGCCUACCCGACGCCUCCGCCCCCACCCAUCAAUCCUGCAUCAUCUUCUCUGGCGUACGCGCUAGGUGUUCCUCCAGUACAAUCUCAUCCACAGGCGCAGACGCAGACGCAUAUAACCCCACCACAGCCCAAAGUAUAUCAAGCCACGGAGUCACAUGCAUUUUACGAGGACUUUCUCGAGCGCAAAGCCUUGCAAGCCAAUCCGCCACUGACUAACCAAGCCAAUCCGCCACAGAUUAUCCAAGCCAAUCCGCCACAGACUAUGAUAGCCCCCGUUCCUCGUCAAGAACAAAUCCGACCGUCUACUCCUCCACCUUCGAAGCCUUUAGUUCCUGACUCCAGUCCAGAUCCUCUUUCCCUGCAGUACAGCGUUUCUCCCAAGGCAAUGACAGCUUCGGUGACCCCCAUGAAGCGUAAACCAAUUGUUUUGAUAGAAUCUCCCUCUAUUAAACGUCUACAAGCAUUAAAAGAGUCCAACCACACUUCCAGCCAGCCGAAGACUCCUCAAGCGCCAAGGACAUCAGCCCCUCCUACCCCGAGCUCGAGGGCCAGUUCUUUUUCUAAUAUGUCAACCACGUCCUCAAACAACGUAACUCCAACGCACAAGCGCAUUGUAAAUUUGGCAUAUGUAGCUGUUCCUCCAAGUCCCUGGCUAACCCCAACGUCUUCUCGCAAACCUUCUGUUAAAACCGACUCUGUCAGGAGUAAAGUAACAUUUGGUGAUACCCCAGAUCUGGGUGGAUACGGAUCGGAAGACGAUGGGCCGUCUAGUCCUACAAAAAGAUUUCUUAAUGACUCUGUAAAGAGUUCCGCGCGUCGCACUGGAGACCGUGAUGAGCGAGGACCACUUGAGAAGUUUACGUCUCUUAUUGAGGAUGUUUUUGAGGCUGAAGACACCUUGCCCUCGGAGCUUGAGGCUUCGGAUCUCAACCACGAAUUCUUUUCACAACUGUCAAACGAUUGCACCCGACCUUGCUUGUCGUCGUCUAUCAUUCGCAAGUUGACGAAGUACAUUGGUCAUGUUGCACGGCCAACGAAAAGGCUCCGUCAAGCCGCUAACGGUGUAUUGGGGACCCCUCGAGGCAAGGGUCGUAUGACAGACGUGGACACACAGAUACUUUCUCGUUUACUGAAGAUACUUGAACGCAGUGUCAAGGCAGGUGAAGACAUCGAUCCUUUUGCUUAUCGCGCACCACCAGUGUCAGCGAAAUCUUCUCCUAAGAAACAGAGUACUAAGAAGGUAUCCAAACCCAAGAAAAACGAGAGGGCUUCAAGAUCGCUCACACCUAAAGGUGCUGAUGAGGAAGAAGAUGUUGUUAUGGAAGACCCAAAAGCGACUCCGGCUAUUGAGCUCUCAGAGGACGAUUUCGACAAGCUUACGAAUUUGUUGGAAAUUGCGAGAGACAGUAUUCUUGCCGCUGACUGUUGUAUAGCACUGCUGGGAAGUGACAGGCUCACUAAGCAGCUUUACUCGGAAGAGUUAAUUACCGCCUGCCUUAACACGAUCAAGAAUCAACUCACCAAAAUUCUUUACGCAUUUGUGGAGGCGUCAGCCGAAAGCGGCCCUUCCCUGAAUUCGAACCCAUUGCUCAUGAACAUUGUCAAGAAUACCACAUCUAGUGCCUCUAGUCACCGUCGCCAAUUAGGUGAAUUGUUCCAAGCUCUUUCAGCCGUCAUUCCACGGAUCAACAACCUCAUCAACACCGAAACUGUGGCCAUGUCCGACUCAAUUAUAAUCCAGGCCGUGUAUAUCGCCAUUGGACCCUUCUUCGUUGUCGAUGUGGGUGGCGAAGCGGAUGCUAAGGGUAAGAAGGAGAACGUGAUCAUCAAAACGUUGGGGAAAAGUGCGAUGAGAGGUUUGAGGUUGGAUGCACUUGCCCUGAUUCGAAGCAUCUUUGCGAACCAUGAAGACCAGCGUUCAUGGAUCAUUGAAGAAAUUCUGACUUCCCUGAUCAAACUCAACGACACUAAACAGAAGGCUGGCCAAUUUAGAUUGAGAGAUGGCAGGGCCAUUCGAACGGUAUCCGCUUUGUUGAUGCAGCUAGUACAGACCUCUGCCCACGAUGUCCGCAUCGAGGCCAAAAAGAUCAACAAGUCCCGUCAGAAUAAAUUUGCACUACGGCGUCAAGAGAGUUUUUCUGAAAGCCAGCAGCCACCGGAUGAACCUUUCCUCGACGAAAUUGAUCAAGAGGAACUCCGAUUGUAUGGCUCCGGGUUAGAUUCUGCUACCAAGGCUGCUAAAACAAUUAUUGUUUUCUUGACACAACGAUCUGGGAAAGGCAAAGCGACUAAAAAUUCCAACGAAGCUGAAUACCGCGCUAUUUUUGACAACUUGAUCGACGAUCUUCUGGUUGUGCUUUUCUGGCCAGAGUGGCCGGCCGCAAGUAUCAUUCUCAGUAUUGCCUCCAAAUUUAUGGUCUCGUCUCUCGAUGAUGUUAAGACAAGUUCUCAGACCGACAGUAAUGCUGCGAAGACCAUGGCGCUUGAUCAUCUCGGAGUCAUUGCGGCUCGUAUACGUACCAGCAUCUUGAAGGUUCAACGCGAGCCACCGUCAAAAAAGCCUCUCAAGCCCCUUGAUGAAAUUGUCUCGAAUGUCGACCUCAAAAACUUGAAUAGAUUUUUGGAAGCGCAUAAAUCUGUUGCUUCGCAUGUGUGCAAGAGAUCUUCAGAGGACCAGGCAUACGAUAGUGCACGAGAGCUAAGCGCUGCUACCCUCGGACAAGAGUUAGCGGCUGCUCUAAAACAAGUACAUCGAUGGCUGGAGAGUCCUGGAGAAGACGAUGAUUUGAACAUCAAGGAUCACAGCAAACUCGCAGCGUUUGGAGAUAGACUGAAGCUUGCGUUGCGCGAAGUGUGGGUCGAUCCUUCCAGUGACGUGUUCGAUGUCGGGUCGGCAGAGGAAGUUCAACGCGUCGAUAGCUUGUCGGAAGAAAUUGGAACAAUUCAAAGUCUUCGUAAUUCUUUCAAUCCCAUUUUGAGUAUCAUAGUCAUGGCUUUAGAUGCACCUGCGAUCUUCAUGCGAACCAAGGCCCUUCGUGCUCUUGGGCAGAUUGUUACAAGCGAUGCAUCCAUUCUCGCCAAUGCUAAUGUUCGUCGUGGUAUCGAGAGCCAUCUUCUGGACAGUUCACCCGCCGUCCGUGACGCUGCUGUUGAACUGAUUGGGAAGUACAUGAUAGAAUCUCCUGAAGUUGCAGGGGAAUAUUACCAGAAGAUUGCUGAUCGUAUGGCGGAUACUGGAUUGAGUGUCAGGAAACGUGUCAUUAAGCUUCUGAAGUCGUACUAUCCUAUUACUACCGAUCAACGCCGCAUUGAGAUCGCGACGAGAAUGGUCCUGCGUUUGAUGGAUGAGGACGACACGGUUAAAGAUCUUGCUAUCAAGACCAUUGAAGAGCUGUGGUUCCCACCUACACCACUUCCUUCUGCUCUGAAAUCGUCACGUACUGCGACAGCGCCGAUCAACCCACGCGAUAAUAGCGCGCUUGAAAGUAAAGUCUCUGUGAUCAUGGGCACGUCUGCAAAUUUCAAGGACCGUCAAUCUCCUUUGGAGGACGUGUUGCACAAAAUCAUGGUGGACAAGGAAGGGAAUGAGAAAACCUCGCUUCAUGCUCGUUAUGCAGAAAUUUGUGAAUCUUUGAUUGAUGGGUUGGUGGACGCGUCAGACCGUCCCGGUUUUACCGUGAUCAAUUGCAUCAGAACUGUAUACCUCCUCACGUCCGCGUAUCCCUCGAUUUUGUCUGGCACUUCUGCUUCCACACUCCUUCCUUAUCUCAAAAAUGCCACGACGACUGAGGAAUUGACAACAUCUGACUAUCUACUGAAAAUAUUCCGUGUCUCGAUUCCUCGUAUGCCCAAGACUGCAACCAAAUUUGGUCAUGAACUUCAAGCAGCAUUGCAGCCGAUGAUCAUCAAACCUUCUGGAGCUGGUGGAGUACAGCUUCUGCAAGAAGCUGUUGGCUGCAUGUGUACCGUUGUGGAACACCUUACUCAUGACUUUGUCAGAUUAGUCAACCUCCUCAAGUCUUGCAAUGCUCGUCUCUUGCAAUCUGUUAGGCGGCCAGCCCAAGAAUUAGGCCCAGCUGAACACCGUGCUAUGGUUAUUCUGAUCUUGAUUGUCGCUUUGCUGGCAGAGAAUUGUAAAUUUGAUACGUUGCGCAAGGAGAACACAAACCUCGGUGCUGAUCUCGAUACAAUAUCCAAAGGGCCAAUAACUGAACACAUCUACAACAUAUUGCUUUCGUUGUACGAAAAAUAUGAAAGUGACUCUCUUCGUGGUCGUGUUUUGCAGUGCUUGGGUUUCUUGUUCCGCGCACAACCCACGUUGAUGACGAUGGAACGAUCUACGCGCAUCAUGGACGUAAUCUUUAUGUCUUCUGAAGAGGAAGAAAAGGGCCGUAUGCUGAAGAUUAUACAAGACUUCCUCGUUUCUGAGGCUGCGAAACAUGAUGCACAGGAGAAAGAAUCGACCAAUGCUAAUAAUUCCAAGUCGGAAGUUGACAUGGGCGAGCUGGUGGGAAACACAGAAGGCUUUGCCGAUUCUGGUGUCAGCGCCGCUAUCGUCCAACGUUAUCUGGAGCACAUUCUGGAAGCAUGUCUUUCGACUCACAAUCAGAUUCAAAGUGUAGCAGUCGAUGUCUUGACCUUUACGGUCAAGCAGGGAUUAGCCCAUCCUCUUCAAGCCUUCCCUAUCAUCGUAGCCCUCGAAACUAGCCCUAUUUCGUCAAUCAGCAACAGAGCAAGUGCCCUCCACACCAUUCUCCAUGCAAAAUUCCCUACUAUCGUCAACUCUCGGUACACCGUCAGUGCUCGCAAAUCUUUCGAUUACCAGAAGAAAAUUACAACAGGUGUUGUGCAUGGCUUCCGAAUGCAACCGACACCUAUUGCUCUUCUGCAGCGGUGGUAUACCCAUGUACGAGAAAAGCGUCCUGUUCGACAAGAAUUUUUGAAGGCGCUGGUCAAGAUUUUCCAGGAAAAUCCGAAUUACGAAUCGUCUCAGGAUGACGUUAGUUACACAAGAUACAUGGCCGAAAACUUUGCAACUUUCGACUACAAAACAUUGGAGGAAGUUCUUACUGUGAUCAAAUAUCUCACUAGCGUUCUUUCUACCACCGGAAUGCAAUUGCUUGAGAUCAUCUCUCCUUCCCACUUGCUUACCCAUUUGCAUGGUUCUUCUUCGCAACCAAUUGCCACUAAUCCUUCUGAACCACCGCCUACACCUGACGCAACUUCUACGGAAAUUCCGCCGCCGACGGUACAAGCCGACGCAAAAGAGUAUGACAGAGUCCCACUCAUGCGAACUUCUGUCAUCAUCGCCAUUGCCAUGCUGCUUAAAGCUCAUCUAAAAGCACUCUACUCUUUAUCCGAAGACAAAUGCAACAAAUUUGUCAUUGGGAAGAAGAGCGCCAUCGGAGAUAGGCCUGCUACAAAACGGCAUGACGUCCCUGUUUCCUGGGAUCGUCUAACAUAUGCUACAACUCCUCUGCUUACGACUGAAGACGCUGAUAUCCAACGAGUCAGGUUCCUGGAAAUCUGGAAUGCAGACGGGCUAACCGCUGAACCGGAAGACGAGGAAUUCCUCUAA